GUGAGCAGUGGGGGCCGGCGGGGACUUUGGGACCACUGAGGGACCAGCCUUGGACCAGUCUGAGGUGGAAGUGCUGAACAUCCACAGGUUUUCUUCAGUAGUGGACGGUGGAACCCGAGCAGUGAGUAGUGUCAGUGUUUGACAAUGUCUCCACGAUCUCGGGUGGCGGCGUUGGCCUUUGUCCUGGUUUUCCUGGGGCCCCUCCCCUCCAUGCCAGCCCCUCCCACUGAUCCAGACGACGAGGCCUUUGAUCUGGAGAGUUAUGACCUGAACAGUGAGACAGAGUGGGACAACCUGGACAUCAACAUUUACGGAGACAACUACGACUACGACGAUCUGGACCCAGAGGUUGAGGUGGGCGCUACAGCACCAGCCACGCCCCCACAAUCCAGCCAAUCGUCAGCGGAGGAGGAGCUGACCCCACCUCCGGCGGUUCUGUUACCAGUGACCCUGGACUUCAGGGGUCCGGGUCUAUUUGGUCCAGAGACGGGUCUGGGUAUGCCCACCUGUCUGCUGUGUGUCUGCCUGAGUGGGAGUGUCUACUGUGAUGACACUGGCCUGGACCACAUCCCACCGCUGCCCAAAGACACCACCCACUUCUAUGGACGUUUCAACCACAUCAGACACUUGAAGAACACUGACUUCAUGAACCUGAAUCAGCUCCGUUCCAUCGACUUAACAGGGAACCAGAUCUCAGAGAUGGACGAGGACGUGCUCUUGUCUCUGCCUCGGCUGCAGGACCUUCUGCUGGCAGACAACAACCUGCAGACCAUUCCAGAACUCCCCGCCUCCAUGAAACGCAUCGAUCUACGCAACAACAGAAUGAUCAGCCGAGGGCUCCAUUCAGAUGCCUUCAAGGACAUGAAUGGGCUGGAGUUCCUCUACUUGUCGGACAAUAACCUGGAUUCUGUUCCAGCGCCGCUGCCGCUGAGCCUCAGAGUUUUACACCUACAGAACAACAACAUCCAGACUCUACACGAGGACGUCUUCUGUCACCUCCACGACCGCAGCUUCAUCCGCCGCAACCUGGAGGACAUCCGCCUGGACGGAAACCCAGUCAACAUCCACCAGUUCCCUCAGGCCUACGUCUGUCUACCCCGGCUGCCAGUGGGGGGGCCCUGAUGCUGUGGGAACGGCCCUGGGGUAAUGGGAGGGGCCUAGACCCCCCCCCCCAAGCCACAACAUCAUAACAACCACUUUACAUGUUGGAAUAAACCUGAUCUAAAUAUUUGAUAUUGAACCUGACACUGGAAAUAAAAGCACAAAUUGACCAUUAUAGGAAAUAUCAUACACCUCCUGUUUAUAAAUUAAUAUCAUGUCAGUGGAGACAAAAAAACAUUUAAUUUUAACAUUUUUACUGUUUGUUUCAAAUGUUUUUUUGUUUGUUUGUUAGUUUUUUUCAUUUUCUUCCUCCUUGUAUUUUAUUUUCCACUGUUUGUCCAAACCUUUGUCAUGUUCAGUUGCUCAACUUAAAUAUUUUCUUAAACAUUUUGUAAAAACAUUUCAUCUGUUUAUGAGCUGAUAGAUGUGGCUUUGACAGCUUUUAUUGUGUAAAAUGAUAAAACUCACAUUUCCAUCUU
Sphaeramia orbicularis (orbiculate cardinalfish) is the source of this 1580-nucleotide messenger RNA. It is a transcript of the gene optc, whose product is annotated as opticin. The record is from RefSeq and is a predicted model, not a curated record. The transcript is spliced from 8 exons. Gene Ontology annotation, molecular function: protein binding. Gene Ontology annotation, cellular component: extracellular matrix. The coding region runs from base 145 to 1122 and encodes 325 amino acids. NCBI's taxonomy places the organism in Eukaryota, Metazoa, Chordata, Actinopteri, Kurtiformes, Apogonidae. Gene Ontology annotation, biological process: articular cartilage development; bone development.